GACCGGAAGCUGAGCGUUGUGUCCUGUUGGAGCUUGACGUCCCGGUGUUGCGGUUAGUGAAGGACUGAUGGGGAGUCGGUGGAUGCCGCGCUGCGCUUCACGUCCACAGAAAUCCACCUCUCAGAUCUUUGCUGGUGUCGAGCUGAGCUGCUGUUUCCGGGACAGGUGUGCAGCAUCAUGUUGGCCAGGAAGGGUCUCCUGCCGGACGGUUUCCUGCUGACCCGUCUGGCGGAGGACCAGAACCAGCCGAACCGCAACCGAUCCAGAUCUCAGAGAGCCCGCUUCAUCACCAAGUCCGGAUCCUGCAACGUGGCUCACAAGAACAUCAGGGAGCAGGGUCGGUUCCUGCAGGAUGUCUUCACCACCAUGGUGGACCUGAAGUGGCAGCACUCCUUCCUCAUCUUCACCUCGGCCUUCCUCUGCUCCUGGAUGCUCUUUGCUAUGAUCUGGUGGCUUCUGGCCUUCGCUCACGGAGACCUGGAGCCCCGCGCCCCCGACAGCGAGCCGGGCCCCGUCCCCUGCGUCACUGCCAUCCACUCCUUCACCUCAGCCUUCCUCUUCUCCAUUGAAGUCCAGGUGACCAUUGGUUUUGGUGGCAGGAUGGUGACGGAGGAGUGUCCUCUGGCCAUCACCGUGUUGAUCAUCCAGAAUAUUCUGGGGUUGAUCAUCAACGCCGUGAUGCUCGGCUGCGUGUUCAUGAAGACAGCACAGGCCAACCGCCGAGCAGAGACGCUCAUCUUCUCCAGAAACGCCGUCAUCGCUCCUCGAAACGGCCGGCCGACCUUCAUGUUCAGAGUCGGAGACCUGAGGAAAAGCAUGAUCAUCUCUGCCACCAUCCAGCUGCAGGUGAUCCGGCGGGCGGUGACGGCGGAGGGCGAGGUGAUCCCGGUGUGCCAGCUGGACAUCCAGGUGGAGAACCCUCUGAGGAGUAACGGCAUCUUCCUGGUGUCUCCUCUGAUCAUCAGCCACACCAUGGAGAGAGGGAGCCCUCUGUACGAGCUCUCCGCCCAGUCGCUGGCCUCCGAGGACCUGGAGAUCAUCGUCAUCCUGGAAGGUGUGGUGGAAACUACAGGGAUCACCAUGCAGGCUCGGACCUCCUACACUCCCGAGGAGAUCCUGUGGGGGAGGCGCUUCGUCUCCAUCAUGACAGAGGAGGACGGUCGUUACUGCGUCAACUACUCCAAGUUCGGCAACACGGUUCCCGUCAAGAUGUCGUCUCUCAGCGCCAAGGAGCUGGACCAGCUCAGGGGCGUCCAGGAGGGCAGCUCCGACGUCCAGCUGCAGGGCUGGGGGCUGGUCCGAGCCGGCAGAGGAGGCUUCCGCAGAGGAGGCCGGACCUGCGAUAGCUCCGCCCCUCAGCCCUGGUACGCCAAAUCAGAGAAACCGGAGAGAGAAGUGGAGCAGAAAGGACAGAAGAAGACGGUGCAGCUGGAAGUGAUUGGACGACAGAUUGAUGAGGACGGACUGGGAGAGAUGAGCGACUGAAAACCAGGAAACAGGCAUCGUGUCCCAGUUCCACACUACAUACUGGAAUUAUAUACAGUACACACAGUGUAUUAACUGUCUUAAUCCCCAUUCGGACUGGAUGUCUGUCUGCAGGGGAGGCGGGCUGAUGUUAACAUCACCUGCUCUGGUCAGUGAUUUUAAUCCCACCUGGAGCUCGUUUGUUUUUUUUUCUCUGGUUUCCAAGUUAUGGAGGUUUAUUCUGGACCGACAUCAGAGAUAAUGGUAUCCUCAGGAAGUGCAGGUCACACUUAAUGAUUCAAUAUGUGUUUCAUGUCUGUCAGCUCUCCGGCGCCCCCCUGUGGAGGCUUUAGUCUUUGUCUUUAGUCUCUGUCCUGCUGAAUGUCUGUUACAGACCGCAUCCUGUCAUUUCACCAGGGUUAACGUGUCGUCCUGAACGAGGAGCUAAGGCCUCCACCUGUAAUGUUCACCUUGUGUGAAUUACGGCCGUGACUUCCGGUUUUUCCUUUCACUGAACCGCCGUCUGUGAGAGUUAGCGGUGUCCUCUGCUACCGAGGGAUCAGAGGACCACCUGAGGAGGUGGCCUCGGGUAGCGUACAGUAGCAGGUCUUAGUAUGCAUACCAACCGUUUAGAGUAAUUAUUUUGUCGAUUUCCAUCCCGAACACACUGCAGACUCAGAACCUGCUUAGAUUUAGUGUGCAGUCUGGAUUUGUUAUGUUUCUUUGCCUCGUCGUACCUUCUCCUCUUCUAUUACAAAUGAAAUCCCAGUCACAUGAAACCCAGUGUUCAAAUAGUUUAUUGUAAGAUAUAUAAGUCACAUAAAGCCUGAAGUUAUAAAGUAUGAUAUAUAAGUCACAUAAAAGACACAUAUUGGUUUAAAUCCUAUAGCACGAUAUUCACUGUGACACUAUAAUCCUUAGAUUAUGAGAUAUCUCUCAGUCUAUAAGGUGUUAUUUAUUAUUCUGUUUUUGUAUUUUGUCUCGUGCUGUGUUGUGCUGAGGAAACAUUUGAGAUGUUGAGUCUGUUCAAGAGGAGACAAUAAAGAAUCAUUUCCGGUAAGA
Molecule: messenger RNA, 2526 nt
Organism: Siniperca chuatsi (mandarin fish)
Lineage: Eukaryota; Metazoa; Chordata; Actinopteri; Centrarchiformes; Sinipercidae
Gene: kcnj11l
Product: potassium inwardly rectifying channel subfamily J member 11, like
Exons: 6
Coding region: 178-1485 (435 amino acids)
Biological process (GO): regulation of monoatomic ion transmembrane transport; potassium ion import across plasma membrane
Cellular component (GO): plasma membrane
Molecular function (GO): inward rectifier potassium channel activity
Source: RefSeq, a predicted model, not a curated record